Lathyrus sativus (Indian pea) is the source of this 918-nucleotide messenger RNA. NCBI's taxonomy places the organism in Eukaryota, Viridiplantae, Streptophyta, Magnoliopsida, Fabales, Fabaceae. The record is from the annotation of a GenBank genome assembly.
AUGUACGGUGGUGGAGGAGGAGAUGACACCCUGGCUGCUCGCCUCGGGUUAAUCUCCCCGUCGUUGCUUAUUCCGACAACGUCCAUGAUUUCCCGCGAGAUGUCUCCGGCGCCUGUAAGGGAAGAGAGGCUUCCGUCUCAGCCGCAGUGGAGUCAGCAGGAGACGAGAGAGUUCAUAGCGAUACGCGCGGAGUUGGAGAGGGACUUCACUGCUUCGAAGAGGAACAAGACGCUUUGGGAAGUGGUGAGCUCCAAGAUGAGGGAGAGAGGUUAUAGGAGGAGCCCUGAACAAUGCAAAUGCAAGUGGAAAAAUCUUGUUAAUCGCUAUAAGGGAAAAGAGACAUCUGAUCCAGAGCAUGGCAAGCAAUGCCCAUUUUUUGAAGAAUUGCAUGCAGUUUUUACUGAAAGAGCACAUAACAUGCAACGGUUACUUCUUGAAUCUGAAACUCGUCCAGCUCAAGCAAAGAAAGGAGUGAAAAGAACAAGUGGAUAUCGAUCCUCAGAGGAAUUCUCAGAAGAUGAUGAGGAAGUUGAAGACGACAGUGAAGAGGAGAAACCAGCGAGAAGCAAUACACGUAAAAGGAAAGCUAGCAAAAUUGCAAUGGAGAAGUCUUCAAGGGCAAACAAUGCAAGCAGUAGUACUAGUAAUGUUCAGGAAAUGCUAAAGGAUUUUUUCCAGCAACAACUAAGGAUGGAGAUGCAGUGGAGGGAGAUGAUGGAAAGGCGCGCACAUGAAAGACAAUUGUUUGAACAGGAAUGGCGACAGUCAAUGGAAAAGCUUGAAAGGGAGAGAUUAUUGAUUGAGCAGGAAUGGAGGGAGAGAGAAGAACAUAGGAGACUGAGGGAAGAAAGUAGGGCAGAGAGAAGGGAUGCUUUGUUGACGACUCUUUUAAACAGGCUCGCUCAUGAAUCUAACUAA